Messenger RNA from Candida albicans SC5314, 2529 nucleotides. RefSeq lists its product as uncharacterized. NCBI's taxonomy places the organism in Eukaryota, Fungi, Ascomycota, Pichiomycetes, Serinales, Debaryomycetaceae. Bases 1 to 2529 code for a protein of 842 amino acids. The record is from RefSeq and is a predicted model, not a curated record. The transcript has a single exon.
AUGAGGCUGUUAUCAGUUGCCCGAGGGGUAUCCUAUUUAGUACAUUUUAAGGUACUACAGUUGCUAGUUGCUGUUAUAGUGGUAUUUAACAUAUACAUUGCAGCAACCAACGUGUUCGAUAAACAUAUCUCCAACCAUGCAAGCAAACAGUUGGCAGUCAAAUUAACCCAACUGGAUGUAUCAACUAUACUUACCACUGGUACUUUGAAUCUGAAUUUCAAGAACAACGAACAAUUUCAGGUCAAUAAUGGAUUUAAACUCCCGACGUUUAAAACUAUUCCAACACAUAAUAAACACAAACUGCCAAAUAAACCAAAAUAUCUAGUUCCCAAUGUACCAUACGAUGAACUAUCUUUUAAAGAUAAAAUACUAUUCAAAUUAAAUGAAGUGGACUUCAAUAAGGAUAAAGAUUGGUUGAAAAGCCAAGAAUUGACAAGUCAUAAAGUGGAGGUUCAUGUAAAUGAGUUUACUCAAGAAAUGUGGGAUAACAACCCCGGGUUAUUUUUUGAUCCAAGAUUUACAUUAUCUGUCUAUUUGGUCGAAAUUAAACGACAAAUGUGUGAAAAUGCAGCAACUCGAUCAAGUGAUGAAAUUGUGUUGCCGUUUUCAUGGACAGAUUGGGUUGAUUUGACUAUGUUAAACGACGAGCUAGUAAAACCCGAAAGGCAAAGAAUCUCGUGCGAAUAUUUGAAAGCCACUCACGAUUCAUCAUCCAAGUAUCCCUACUAUUGCAUCAACAAUGAAGAUAUUGAUGGCCAAGAACUAGAACUUAUGAAGUUACCUUCAACAAAUUAUGUUCCAGGUUAUGCAGUUAGAAAAUCACCAACUAAUAGAGCAACAAAUGUGGUCAGAAUGUUAGAAGGAAAAUCUCAUUUGUUAACCUACGCAGAUAUUCCUACCAAAUUAGUGUUUUUGAAUAAACAAGGUGGAAUAUAUGUAACUGAAGUUAGCACAAAACAGCGUAUUACUGAGAGUGGUCUUUUUGAUGGAUUUGUAAAGUCUCAUUAUGCUGAUUCAAGAAUCCCAGAAACCAUAAUUCUUGAUCCGAUCAAAGAAUUUGAGUCGCUAUUGAAACUAAAAGAACCACAAAAGUGGAAUGAAGUUUAUGAUUCACGGAACUUUUCAUACUCAAUUACAUUGACUGAUUACGAUAUACCAGAGAAGGACUUUAAUUACUCAGAAAGUGAGUUUUUAGAUGAUAUGACGAAAUUUGGAGAUCGCCUAGACUCUCUACACGAUUUAACGACAAAUGAACUAAGAUUUGACAAACAAGAAAUAGCGAAUUUGCGACUAAACCGAAAUGAGAUGAGGUAUUAUGAAAGUUUACAGUAUGCCUAUGCCCGUAAGAAUAUGCAAGAACCUGUCUAUUUUCGAAAUGCGCGGUUAAUUACUAAAAUAGAAGAGAACAAACAAGAUCUGGGUUGGAACUAUGACUGGAGAUUUUUUAAUGGAGCUCUUGAUUAUUUGCAAAAUGAUUGGACUGAAGAACAGUUGAUGAUAAGAAGACAAAUAAUUCUAGAACGACUUUUACGAAAUUGGACAAGGUUUGCUAUUGAAGGUAGAUUUAUAUCGUGGAUUUCACAGUCUCUGUUAUCAUCUUGGUAUUGGAAUGGUCAAUUAUCUUCCUUUUCACAGAAAAUUGAAAUUCAAAUGCCAAUCAAAGAGUUGUUGCGUCUAGCUUUAACUUAUAAUCAAACAAUGGUUGUUGAAGAUGUCACUGAAGGAUUUGGGAAAUAUUUUAUUGAUUGUUCAACAUUUGUGCAUUAUCGUGGAUCAGCAAAACUGGGGAAUCACAUUGAUGCCAAGUUUAUCGAUGUUGAUACGGGCUUGUCGGUCGAAAUUGGAGGUGUAGCUAUUUCACAUGAAACAGCACCCAAAAGAUAUACUAAUAUUGUAACCGAGGCUCAACAUAAUGGUCAACUUAGACAAGUUUACAACACACGUCGUCCUCGUUUUUACACUAGCGAUGAAAUAUCUCCGUUAAGAAAGUCCAUGUUUGCAGGAACGCCUGUUUAUGUGCCUAAUAAUAUCUCUGCAAUUUUGAAUCAGGAAUACCACAAAAAACUCAUUCCGUUCAAUGCAUAUGGUUAUUAUUUUGUUACACAACUUAAUCUAUGGAUACAUCACUCAAAAUUAAAGUUUUUGUUUGAAAAAUUCGAAAAUACUUCUUUGCUGUUAGAAAACGGUCAAACUGAUGCAACAGAACUUUGUGAAUUAGUAGCCACUAUUGACGAAGAGCAAAUAGUAGAGUUGUUGACGCGUCACGAUGAUAUUUUAUUGGAAUAUUAUUUGAGUAGCGAUCUUGGUGAUUUACACAAAAAGGAAUUGAUUUGUUUAUUUGAGGAUGUGAAUAAAAUCGACAAUGCCAGAAUAUGUGACAAAACGACCAAGAUUGGAGAAAGCAAACACAGAGUUGAACUAGCUAAUGAUCCUGAAUAUCGUGAACUUGUCACCAGUUUUACAUUUCAAAACUUCAAGCGGAUAUCUUUAUAUGAUUACGACCAGCUUGCAAGAUCCAAAGCUUCAUAA